Rana temporaria (common frog) is the source of this 3064-nucleotide messenger RNA. It is a transcript of the gene ENOPH1, whose product is annotated as enolase-phosphatase 1. The transcript has 4 exons. NCBI's taxonomy places the organism in Eukaryota, Metazoa, Chordata, Amphibia, Anura, Ranidae. Bases 1523 to 2830 code for a protein of 435 amino acids. The record is from RefSeq and is a predicted model, not a curated record. Gene Ontology annotation, molecular function: acireductone synthase activity; magnesium ion binding.
CUCCUCCCACCCCCUCUCUGCCUGCUAAGAAGAAGUGAUCAUGGCAGCUGACGGGGUGAUUCUUCCUAUCCCAUCGUUGUCUUCAUUGAGGAGCUGCAGACUCCACCUAGUAGAGUUUUACCUGGAGCGCACAAGUUCUCUUACCGGCCCUUUAGCGUCUCCAUUUUGGCUUUGCAUCAUUAGUAAAGCUCCGUCUUGAACAGUAUGAAGAAGCUUUCCACUGUUGCUUUGUGUGUAGAAAGGACACCCCGCAGUGACCCCAUACCUUUCCUGACAGGAAAAAAUGAAAUCUAAAAAACCACCACCUCAGAGGAAGUGUCGUUUCUGCAAGAACCCUCUUAGAGAUACAUGGCAGAAGGCAAUGUGUAGAUCCUGUAUCAGUGAUCUAGUAGAAGAGGAGACAUCCCAACAGUAUAAGGAUUUAUUCACUUCUGUGCGAGAGCGCACAAAUUCGCUAAGCUCAGUUAGAUCCAUGUUGGUUCAGAGCACAGCAGGCCAAGUGGAGUAUCAGCAACCACCAUCCAGCCCAAAAGCAUCCACCUCUAAGUCAGAGGUAGGGGAUUCUGGGGAUGAGGGGGACGAGUACUCUUCCCUCUUUCAGAGGUUCAGAUGAGGAGGAAGAGGAUAGCAGGAGUUCCAGAUAAAAGAUAUCUUUAGAUGAGGUGGACGACCUGCUAAAAGCAAUUUAUACUACCCUGGAUUUUCAGGAGGAAAAGGUACAGUUAUCCGUCCACGAUAAAAUGUACCAGGGACUGGACAACUCCAAACAUAGUGUUUCCAUACCAUAAAGUCGUAUCGGACACAAUCAAAAAAGAGUGGAAGGAUCCGAAAAGGGGCCCUUUCUUCUCUGAGACCUUUAAGAGAAAAUUUCCUUUUGAGGAUAAGGAGUCGGAGGUCUGGAACAAGAAACCACGAGUAGAUGGGGCUUUCUCACAGGUUUCACGUCGCAUGGACCUCGCCUUCGAGGGGGUACUGAAGGACACAAUGGAUAAGAGGGCAGACUCCCUGUUGAAAAAGGCAUGGGAUUCCACAUCAGUCAGUCUUAAACCCGCUAUGGCCUCCACAGUGGUGGCAAGGAACCUAGAGUGCUGGGUGGAAAAGUUGAUGAGCCAUGUAGAGGCAGGCACUCCAAGAAAAGAUCUUUUGGAAUCCUUCCCUCUGAUUUUAAAAGCAGUCAGGUACAUGGCUGAUGCAUCAGCUGAAUCAAUCAAGAUGGCAGCUAGAUCUUCAGCACUGGUAAAUGCAGUCUGGCUAAAAACUUGGUGCCGGGACACAGCCUCAAAGAUUAAACUCUGCGGCAUACCCUUUUCGGUCCAGAUCUGGAAAAAGAUUUGGACAGAACAGCUGACAAAAAGAAGGCUUUUCCUGCCAAAAAGAAACAGACUUCUAAAAAGAAUUUUCAUCCUGUUCAGCAGUCCUACAAAAAUAGAGAAGACAACAAAAAACGUUGGGUUCCCCAAAAGGGUAAGGGAAGAGGAGGAAUUCUAUUCAGAUCCCCCCCAAACCAAACCCCUAAAGACAAAUGACAAUCUCACUCCAGUGGGGGGAAGAUUGUCCGCCUUUCUUCCUCAAUAGAGCCAGAUGGCCAAAAGUCCCUUUUGUAAAAAACAUCAUUGCACAAGGGUACAACCUGGAAUUUUCAGAAUGCCCUCCAAGCAGAUUCUAUGUCGCAGCCCUGCCAAGGGAUCAGGAAAAAUCUUCCGCUAUGACGAGCCUGUUAAAGGAUCUGAUCCAACAGGAAGUUAUCGUCCAAGUCCCGAAACAGGAGGGCCGGGGGGUUUUACUCCCAUAUAGUCCUGGUGAAAAAACCUUCAAGCAAGUUCCGACUAAUUUUGAAUCUGAAAUUCCUGAACAAAUCAAUACGGUACAAACACUUUUGCAUGGACACAAUUCAUUCCAUAACAAAGUUGUUAACGCCAGAGUGCUUCAUGGCAUCCCUGGAUCUAAGAGACGCCUACCUACAUGUUCCAAUAGCUCCGGCCUCCGAACAGUUUCUUCGCCUGGCUAUCAAUCUGAGGACCUCAGGAUUUUCACAAAGGUGAUGGCGGAAGCCCUGGAACCUCUGAAACUGAGGGGGGUCUCGGUUGUUCCAUAUUUGGACGACCUACUAUAUUUUGCGGAUUCCAGAGAUCAGUUUGUGACAAACCUUCAAAUAUUGCAGACUCAUCUCAAGAGUCUAGGGUGGCUAUUAAAUCUAGAGAAGUCAAAUCUAGAUCCCGCACAGGAGAUGAGGUUUCUGGGCUACACCAUAAAUUCAGUUCUCCAAAAAGUGUUUCUCCCUCAGGAAAAGAUGGAAAAAGUAUUUUGCAGGGAGUCAGAUUUAGACGAAUCUCUGUUUCAGUACGGUCAGCCAUGGCAGUAUUGGGCCUCCUCACAGCCUCGAUCCCUGAUGUCCAGUGGGCGAGAUUACAUUCCAGACCCCUCAGGGGAACAUCUUACAAGUUUGGUCGCACCAGGAGUCGCUGGAAAAACGUUUCAAACUAACAUCAAAAGUAAAACGUGCGCUCUGGUGGUGGAGGGACUUUUGCAAUCUGACAAAGGGUCUCUCAUGGGUCCUUCCUUUAGACAAGUGUCUGUCAACAGACGCAAGUUCCUGGGGAUGGGGAGCCCACCGGGAUGGACAAACCGCACAAGGGUCUUGGUCCAAAGCGGAAGCAAGGAAGUUGUCAAAUUGGCAAGAGCUAAAAGCCAUUUUCCUGGAUCUCCUUGCCUUUCAACAGGUGGUGAAGGGACAUCAUGUACAGGUUCUGUCAGACAACACAACAGCAGUAGCUUACGUGCUCAAACAAGGCGGAACCAGGAACCGAGGUCUCGUGGAACUAGCCAGUGAGUUAUUGUCCUGGGCGGAGCUAAACGUGACCUCCUUAUCAGCAGCUCACCUAAAAGGAUCUCAAAAUCUGCUAGCGGAUCUUCUAAGCAGAAGGAGAGUGGUGGAGGCAGAAUGGAGUCUGAACCAGGAGGUAUUCACCAUGAUCUCCAAAGAAUGGGGGUUGUCUAUUCUUAAAGCAGGGGUUCACCCUAUUAAUAAAAAAAAUAAAAUGUUUUUUUCCUCUAGCAUAAAAUG